Coffea eugenioides is the source of this 1123-nucleotide messenger RNA. RefSeq names its product general transcription factor 3C polypeptide 6-like. The coding region runs from base 427 to 894 and encodes 155 amino acids. Lineage: Eukaryota; Viridiplantae; Streptophyta; Magnoliopsida; Gentianales; Rubiaceae. The record is from RefSeq and is a predicted model, not a curated record. Gene Ontology annotation, biological process: transcription by RNA polymerase III. The transcript is spliced from 5 exons. Gene Ontology annotation, cellular component: transcription factor TFIIIC complex.
GAUUCUAUCAUUUUACUUGAAGAUAUGCGUGUUGAUCCAUCUAGGCUUCUUUCUCCACCGUUUCCGCACGUUUUUGUGUGGAAGCUGAUUAUCUCUUAUUCUAGGCAAAUUAUGCGAACACUUCCCUUAGCAAUUUCACUUACUUUCUUUCCUUAGUAGUUUGCAUAUUUGCCAAACAUAGAAAACUCAUUCCUGAGGAAUUAUUUGCCCUUUUCAGUCUCCUGGAGCCGAAAAGGGUAUGAGUAAUUUCGAAUCUCUACUUUCCCUGCUCUUUAUCAAGGUUUCACAAAACCUUCCAAGCUAAGCAAGUGUUUUUUCUGGGAAAUUUGAUUUUCUUUACUAAAUGUCGAAUCUUUCGAUGCUAAUAGGGGUUUUGGGUCCUGGGGUUUUGGUUUUGGCAGCUUCAUCAACCUAAAAAUCAAAUUAAUGAUGGAAGACAACAAUAUAAGAUGGCACCAGGAUGAUAAAAGGGAGGAAGAGGUGGAGGAAGAAGAGUACGUAUUGAUAAAUCUGGAUGCUGUGACGGACCUUGUUCACAUUCCUCCCAAUGCUCCCUAUGUUCUCUCUGGUUUAGACACACUAAAUCCAACUUUGAUCAUCGACGAGAAAUUUAGACUGAUAGGUGAAUAUGAAGAAACAAUUGGGACGUGCCUUGUUUUUAGCGAAUGUGAUGCUGCUCCUGAGCUCCAUCAAGAAACAGGCCCAUCUGAAGCCAACCUUUUCACCGGAAGAUGUAUAGUAGACAACAAGCGUGCCCCCACUAAGCAAGUCAAGCCAAUAACACAACUUCACAAGAUUCUAAAGUUUAGAUUGUCGCAAGAAGCAGACAUUGGAGAUUCUACAGCCAAGCAGACGAAUAUUGUCAAUAACGAGAAUUCAAACCUCAAAGUCUGAUGUUUUGCAGUUUGUGGUAGUAUAUUUUAGCAGUAGGUGAUUUCUUGCUAGGUAGCGUAGAUCGGCGCGUGCGUGUUACUUCUGGACUGUAGCCGGCAUAAUUCUUCGGUUGAUUUGUUUAACUGUAUAUGGGGAUACACAGUCGGUUAACCAUACCUUCGUCCUCAAAAGCGAUAAACUGUAUAUGGGGAAACUUAAAAAGAGUUAGUUUCCGUUGGUGUUUAAUCAA